CCUGACACGAACCAUUCCCGCGCCUUCCCUGAUGGCGAUACGAUCUGGACCGCAUGAAUCAUCCUUCCCUUCAUUCUGCACCGUCGGAUCAUUUUCUUUCCCAGUCACACUCUCUCUCUAAGCUUUUAUGGGGAUCACUUGUCUCUUUUCGGAUCUUCACUUUGCUGAUUCACUCUUCUUCUUCAACUGAUUUUUGGCUGCUCUCUUCUUCGUCUUCUCCUUCACCGACUUGCGUCGGUUCUGCAUUUUCUCUCUUUCGCCGUUUGAGGAAGUCAUCAAGAGCUAUGUGGUAGAUUCAACGGUUAUAAGUGAAUCAAUUUUACUAUCUACAAAUGGAAUGCCGUGAUGAGCACGAGCUUGUCAAGUAUAUGUCGAAGCUACCGGUUUUCUUGGAGAGAGCUGAAACCCCUCAGGAGAAGCUCUUGAGCGUUGGUGUUCUUGACUGGCGCCGUUUGGAGAAGUGGCAGCUUAGUCAUCAUAACCGGAUUCCGGUUAAGACUAGAUUCCCUUCGGUUUCGCAUACAGAUGCUUCACUGUUUCUGCCUAGAGACGAGUCAUCUGCUGGUCCGAGCAAUGUGCAUUAUCGAAUGAAACAUCGUAGCUCACGGCACUCUAGUCUGAUUGAAGGAGAUGUAAAAGAGUGUCGAGAGAUCAAAGGUACACGGAAAAAGAAACCUAAAGACCACGGAUGUUACAGCAUACCAUAUGAGAAGCUUGGUCCGAACACUGAUGCGCGAGAUGGAUGUGAGAAGAAGGAUCUGAAAGGGAAGGUCUGCCUCAAAUCUGGAUUGAAUCCUGAGGCUGGCGUGAACGUGGAGGUCAAAUCUAAGGGUGAUGGUAAUAGACGUAACAAGAGCGAUAAGAAGUUAAGCGAAAGAAACGGAGAUGGUCACGAUGGGGAGCUUGGUCGGAAGAAGCAGCAGGGGGAAACCAAGCUCUGUCACUCGACAAAGAAGCUAGCUCGAGAAGAGGCUAAGACAUGCAAGAGGAGUUCGACUAAAAAUGACAGGGUAGUUCAUGAUGUUGAAGUAGAUCACUGUACUCAACAUUCUUGCCCCUUGCCAUGUAAAGAAACUGGCUACAAUGAUGCGGAAGCGAACAAGGUUUCAGUUGAAAUAUCUCAGUGCGUGACACUCUCAACAAAAGCAAGGAAUACAUCUUCCAGAGGUAAAAUCACAGAAGACAGAGCAUCGUCUUUGUUAUCUGUGAAACCUUGUAUUGAUGAGCCUGCCCAGAGACAAGAUUCGAAGUCGCAUAAAGAGGUAUCUGAAAAGGGGAGAAGUAUAUCGCCUUUUCAGAGGCUUAGCUUCAGUAUGGGUAAGACCAGCAAAACUAACAGAGAAGGAGUUUAUGUUCACACAACGCAGCCAGACUCAAAGGCUAACUCCACAAAGAUUGGUUCACAGAACUUGGCUCUUUUAUCUGACUUCGACGGCUCAGACUGCAAAAAGCCCAGCGAAAAAGAUACAACCACAAGCAGCCAUUUGAGAAGGUUUCUAGAACCUCUACUUAAGCCAAGAGCAACUCACUCUGGUAAUUCCGUGGAGGGGCUUAGAGGUCAAGGCGUUCAAAGAAUAAAAUUGGGUAUCACGGGUUGCAAAACAGUAAACGUCAAUGAUUCAGCUCACGAGAAGAAGCUAGGAUCAUCCAUGGUUCGAGCUGUUCUGCGGGUAACGGUUAAGAACAAUCAGCCACUCUUUACAUUUGCAGUGAACAAAGAGACCGACAUCAUUGCGGCCACCCAAAAGAAAAUGGGAAGCUCGGAUGAGGGAGAAUGUACGAGUGUGUAUACUUUCUUCUCUAUCAAAGACCAUAAGAGAAACAGUGCAUGGUUAAACCAAAGAGGCAGAGGCCAAACGCAUGGUAUCAUCUCUAACGUUGUUGCUCAGAUGCGGGUCUCGAGCUCUCUGCCAUCUGGUUCCAUCAGAGAGUUUGUUCUCUUCUCUGUAGAACUCGAUCAAGAGAGCACGGAAAAGUCUGACCUGCAGUUGAAAAACGAGCUGGCUGCGAUCAUCGUGAAGAUGCCGAGAUGGUUUAACAGGAGGGCAUCACAAAACAUGGUUCAUGAUCACAAUGCAGUCGACAAAGAACUUGAGGAUCACAUCAAAGACAGGGUUUUUGACCAAGACAUUAGUGCUACUGUCAUACUUCAAAGCGGUGUUCAUAGUAUGCCUCACAAAGGAGGGCCAUCGUCUUUGAUCCAGCGAUGGAGAACAGGUGGGUCCUGCGACUGUGGAGGUUGGGAUAUGGGCUGCAAUCUCAGAAUACUUACGAAUCAGCACAACUUCUCCUGCAAGAAUUCAACAACGUCAAACUCACCACCUUCUUCAAACCCAUUCGAGCUUUUCUUUCUGGGAGAAGAAGCGGAAGAACAUCCGUUCUUGAGCUUUAAACCAAUCAAGGAAGGGAUAUAUUCAGUUGUGUAUGAUACAUCCCUUACACAACUACAAGCUUUCUCCAUAUGUAUGGCACUUGCAGAGAGUAGGAAAAUGUCAGAGAUCAGCCUUGAGCGCAAAAGCUCUUGUGAUGAACAUAAAGCUCAAGAUCUAAAGCCUAAUGACAAUACCGUUGGGUAUCAACGGCCCAUCUCGCCUGUCGGGCGGGUCUGAAGUUUUUAUUUUUACUUCAAACCCAAUUUUUACUUACAGGUAAUGUGAUCAUAUUAUUAGUGAGUUAGUGUUUUAGCCUAAGGUAAAAACUGUUGCAGGAAAUAAGGAAGCAGCUAGAUCUCUCUUUAAAGUAGUUAGUCUAAUGGUGUAUCCAGCAAAGAAAUGAUCUUCCCAAAUCUUUUAAGUGUGAAUAUUAUUAUAGCUUAUAUCUAUAUAUAUAAUGUUGAUCUGCUUUCAAGCCGUGAAAAUCUUUGGUUUCUGAAACUUUAAAAGCCGGAAUCUGAUAGUCGA
Messenger RNA from Thlaspi arvense, 2900 nucleotides. The record is from the annotation of a GenBank genome assembly. NCBI's taxonomy places the organism in Eukaryota, Viridiplantae, Streptophyta, Magnoliopsida, Brassicales, Brassicaceae.